AUGCAAGAGAGCAUGAUUGAUCGAAUGGUUGUUAUAUCAGAAUGGCGUAGAGGAUCUUUUGGUAACUUGGUCAAAAAAUAUUCGUCAAAUGGCGUUAGAUUCCAUUCUAUUAAAAAAAAUGCCCAAUGGUUUGUGACAUGGUCAAUAAAUUUGGAAAGCCGAUUGAAUAAUUACAAAUAUGCAGGUGGCUGGUUUAAUAACUUUCAAUUGUUGGCUCUCAAUGAUAUUAAAGGUAGGCAAUAUCACGAUCAGCUCUUUCCGAAUUAUACAGAAUCAUGGACUAUACCUGAAAAAAUUAUUGAUUUGGAACCAGCUGAAGCAUCAAAAUUUUAUGACACAUCAAUAUUGGCGUAUAAGGAAUUUGCAAAGAUUAAAUCGUGUCUAGAUGCUCUCAGCUCUGAAUAUGUAGAAUAUGUAUAUAGCACUUAUUCAAAAACAACAACAGUUAUUCCAGGGAAUGAUUUUAUCCAAUUCAUGUAUUAUUUAGAGUCUCUUAUUCUUCAGCUAUUUGAAAAACAUAUCAAAUACAGACCUGAUAUUUUAAUUUACAUUAAUAAUAAUCUUGUAAAUAAUCAACCCUUGAAAAAACAGUUCAAUAACCUUUUGCAAGUAGCAUAUGAACUUCAUUAUAAAUCACUUUCAGAAUUCACAAAUGACUAUAUUCAAUUAUCAAAGGAGGCUGAGGAUUAUCUAUUG
Racocetra persica is the source of this 696-nucleotide messenger RNA. The record is from the annotation of a GenBank genome assembly. NCBI's taxonomy places the organism in Eukaryota, Fungi, Glomeromycota, Glomeromycetes, Diversisporales, Gigasporaceae.